ACCCUACACAACUCUAGUUGUCAAUUUAUUCUUUUGGUAAUAAUUAUUUUCACCUGCACUCGCUAUCCGAGUUCUUGAGUGUAACUCACUGCAAAGGUGUCCCCACUGUAAUAAGAGCUGUAACAGCGUCCGCCGCAUGCUGAGUAAUAAACAAAAAACACCGCAACAAAUAAGACAAGAUGAAUCCCUGCGCUGUGCCCACAGCCGUGCCCGAUGUUGACGGAGACAAGCGCUGGCAGAGUAUACAUCGCCGGUUUAUAUCCGAUUGCCGCGAAAAGGAUCCCGAUGUGAUAUUUCUGGGUGAUUGCAUAUUCGAAACGCUGCAGGACACCGAAACCUGGAAUCAAUACUUUGCACCACUGCACUGCCUCAACUUUAGCAUACGCGAAGAUCGCACCGAGCACGUACUCUGGCGCAUCGAGAACGGCGCCCUCGACAAUGUCAAUCCCAAAAUAGUUGUUCUACACGUCGGCACCAACAACGUGGGCAACAGUGCCGCCGAAGUUGCCGAGGGUCUGCUCGCUAAUGUCGCCAAGAUACGCCAAAAACUGCCGGGUGCCUAUAUUUUGAUACCGUCGCUGUUACCACGAGGACAGCACCCGAAUUCGCUGCGUGACAAAAAUAAAGAGAUUAAUGAAUUGGUUAAGGAGCAGACAAAGGGAUUGGAUCGGGUGCAAACCGUUGCCAUCGACAAGGGUGUAGUGCAAGGAGAUGGCAGCAUCAGUCACCAUGAUAUGUUCGACUAUAAAAAUCUAACCAAUACCGGCGCCCAUAAAAUACUCGAACCUUUGCAUGAUUUGCUAUCGCAAAUACUCAAUGAAAAUGAACUAGAACGCGAUCUCACUCCAUCUGAAUAGUUCUCUCAAUCAUGGUGGGAGCAUAAUGAGAUAAAGUCAUGAGAGAGUAUUCACUCUCAUUAGCUUUACCAUAUGCUCUCAGCUAACUCAAUAAAAAAACAAAAUCAAAUAUUAAAAAAAAUAAUAAUUUCAAAACAGAUGAAAUAAUACCAACAAAAAUCCAAAUCCACUCCAGCUGCUUGAUAUUUAGCAAUGAAAGUAUUUACUCGUGCAUUAAUCGGAAUUGAUUUUGUUUUCGUACACAAAACGAAAGUUUCCUUAACCACAUCAUCAUUAUGAUAUUUAAUUUUAUUUUCCUCCCUUCUCCCCUCACACAGUCCGUUAGAUUUAAGAAAUACCUAAUAACAACAGGAUAUACAAACACACGAGAAUUUUGUAUUUUGCAUUUAUACUAAAAUAUAAUUAUGAUUAACAUACAUUUAACUUAAUAUGCAUAGUAGUUUCAUGGCCGCCAGAUGAAAAAUGAAACUUACAUUCCCUGGAAUUUUUCAAAAUAUUUCAUAUGUAGUCUUUUAAAUAUACACAUUCUUAUAUAAAAUGUAAUAUUUUUUUGAAAACAAAACUCAUGAAAAUUCACGUAUUUAAGCUUGCAAGUGUCGGCAAUAGGACACACAAUCCCACUAAUAGUGUAAAUUGGAUGUGCGCCAGUAGAAACUUCCGGCGUAUGGUGAUGAAAAUGUGAAAUAUGUGAGAUUUACAUCUGUGGCAGCUAAAUAGGAAUACAGUUGCUGCUUGUAAUCUUGAAUAAAUGAAAUGUCUUAAGUA
Messenger RNA from Drosophila innubila, 1622 nucleotides. RefSeq names its product platelet-activating factor acetylhydrolase IB subunit beta homolog (gene Paf-AHalpha). Bases 180 to 857 code for a protein of 225 amino acids. The record is from RefSeq and is a predicted model, not a curated record. NCBI's taxonomy places the organism in Eukaryota, Metazoa, Arthropoda, Insecta, Diptera, Drosophilidae. The transcript is spliced from 2 exons.